This is a messenger RNA of Rotaria sordida, 1079 nucleotides long. NCBI's taxonomy places the organism in Eukaryota, Metazoa, Rotifera, Eurotatoria, Philodinida, Philodinidae. The record is from the annotation of a GenBank genome assembly.
AUGAUUGAAACAAAGUCACUUGUUAAUGAAACAUCUCCAGUUCAUCGUCGCAGUGGUACUACGUUUGAUGAUACGGAUGAGCUUGAAUUUCAACAGCGUUUAGAAAAAAUCGAACGUGAAAUAGUUGAAUUAAAAUUUGAAAAUUCUUUAUUUGAAACAGCGUUGGAAAGAAAAAAAGCUGAAUCAACUAUUUCUCAUGUUUCACCAUCAAUACCGCCAGUUAGUUCAUCUCAAGCAACAACACCAACUGGUUCCUAUCAAGAUUUAAUAAAUACAAGUUUAACAAAUCGAAAUGAUCGUGUAACACGUAAACAAUCAAAAUCACGAAGUACUCAAAGUGAUUUUCGUAUACUUUUAACACUUGAACAAAAACUUGCUAUUAUUAUGUCGGAAUAUGAACAAAUAAAAAUUGAAAAAAUGCGUCGUGAAACAAUCAAUGAAAAGAAAACCGAUCAACUUGAGUCUGAUGUUGAAUGGAUUAAUAUUGAACAAUCAGAUUUUGAAUUAGCUAUAACAGAAUUUCUUAAAAUAAAAGAUUCAUCAAUUGAUAAACGUACACAUAAAUUAAUCGGUGAAAAAAUUAAUCGUUAUUUUCAUGAACAUCUUCAAGCACGUGAAUCAUUAACAAAUAAAUUACGUAGUCGUUCAUCAGGUUUAAAAAGACAAAUUAUACGUUUAGAAGCACAAUUAAAACAACAAGAAGAAAUGGGAGAAAGUUUACAUGAAGUAGAUUUUAAUCAAUUAGAAAUGGAAAAUAAACAAUAUUUAGAUAAAAUUGAUGAGAAAAAUAUUGAACUUGUUUUACUUAAACGAAAAGUUGCAAAAGUUUCAAAAUUAAUUAAUGAUUAUAAAGUUAGUUUAAAUACAAAUACAAUAGAUUUAAUUGAUAUUCAACAACGUAUUAAUAAACAAGAUAUUUUAUAUAAAUUUACUGAACAAGAAAUAAUUAAAGCUAGUUCUGAACAAUCUCGUGCUGCUAAAAAACAUAAUAAUUUAUGUGAUCAAAUAGAACAUUAUCAAGCACCAGAAAUAUUAGAUUAUGUUAAGAAGAAAUCAUUACUUUGUAAUCUUCAACGUGA